AUGUCCUUCCUUAUCCAUCCUUCGUCAAUUCGAACGAAGGAGGAUAUGGCCGAGACUGAAAUCCGCAAUGAUUACGUCAAGAAGAACAUUGCACACACCGUGAAGAAGGCCGUCUACAACUUCUUCGGAGAGCCUGUUCCGAACGAACAGGUCGACCGCGAAGCUUACAAAGCCGAGAUAUCUGAGGAGAGACUUCGUACCCAGAGGGAACGUGUUGAGAAGGAGUCCGCCAAGGCUGCCCACGCACAGGCAAAGCAAGCCAAGAAGGAGAAAGCCAAGGCUGAGAAGAAGUCCAUCAAGGCGGCUCGCGCACAAGCAAAGCAGGCAAAGAAGGAGAAGGCCAAAACCGAGAAGCAAAAGGCAAAGAUCGAGAAGGAGACGACCAAAGCUGAGGAGAAGGCGACGAAGGAGGGAGUGAAUGGAAAUCUCAAGGCCGAGAACGGCGUCGAACUCGCUGCACCAUUAGCUGCUAAGCAGGCCAAGAAGAAGGAUGAAAAUGAAGCCGCCAAGACCGCCCCGACUGUCGAGCCGAAGACACCUUACCAAUUGACGACUGUCUCUGAUGUUUUGGAAAACCAAAAGGGGGAGUUUGCCAGAAUUCGCUCCAAUGGUAUCCCUCUCAUCCAUGCAACCGCAUCGGGCGCUCAACGUGGUCAACCUGCUCAACGUGGCCAACCUGCUCAACGCGGUCAACCUAUCCAGCACGGUCAACCUAUCCAGCACGGUCAACCUAUCCAGCACGGUCAACCUGUCCAGCACGGCCAACCUUUCAAGCGCUUCCAAGUUGUUGACCAUCAUCACCAGCCUGAAUCUGCUGAUCGUCUCCACCCGGCCGAGCGUUCUCAAGCUGGCAAUCGACUUCAAGCAGACCCAGUUGAGACCCGCCCCAAGAGCUACCACGGCGACGUCAUCAGCGGCACUCACCCUUAUGUCUACGUCGAUUGCGAUGGACCCGAUCGUGUGGACUCUCGCUUUGCCCCACGCCAGCCAAUCCACAGACGCUCCAUGCCACUCGACCCCGAGGCUAUUCAGUAUAUGAUCAACGGACCCAGCCGAAUUCCAAACGCCGAACAACUUCAGGAGUCUCCCUUCCUUCCAACUCAGCCUGAUAACCCCCUAACCUCGCCUGAUCACCGGGGAGGUUUUCUGCAAAUCCUGGAUCAUACCUUGACGCCGGUUGAGCGGGAUGCAUGGGAGUACAAGGAUAUCAGACGACGAAGCCUCGCGAGAGGUGAAGUUCCUCCUCAAGCUCCAGCUGGCUUCCACGAGGUUGACCUGUCAGAGCUCGAGGAAAGGCUCGACAUGUUCACCGAUUUCUACCGCGAGUAUGUCCAACGUAUGGGAGGACGGGAAGUUUUCGUGUUGACUCGUCUUGCUCCUACCAGCGAGUUGUCCCGAGGUGUAGCAGCUGGCUCAGAUGUACCAAAGCAGAAGGUGCCAGACUGCAGAAUGUAA
Messenger RNA from Hyaloscypha bicolor E, 1455 nucleotides. RefSeq lists its product as uncharacterized. NCBI's taxonomy places the organism in Eukaryota, Fungi, Ascomycota, Leotiomycetes, Helotiales, Hyaloscyphaceae. The transcript has 7 exons. Bases 1 to 1455 code for a protein of 484 amino acids. The record is from RefSeq and is a predicted model, not a curated record.